GUUCUUCAAAGUUCAAAUUGGUAGUUGUGAGUGUCGUCUGUCAAACGUGCUAUUUUUUUGUAUGGUCAAACAGAAUAAAAUAUAAGGGAUGUAAGACUUGUGUUUUGUUAAACUAUUUUAUUAUUCUUAAGUGGUUGUUAUUAAUUGUUAAUGAUUUGAUUUGACACUCGUGCUGAUUAAAGUAUUCCAAUGGAAAAUCAAGAACCCAGAAAGUUCAAACUGAGGAGACUUGUGCCUAUUCAUACUCAAAGGCAUGAAGAUACAAAUGAAUCAAUCAUUAGUAAAAACUUGGAGCCCUUGAAGCAGAACGUUGAAAAGAAGAAAAGGGCCCAGGAGAUAUAUUACGAAAAUCACGCAGAAGAGUUAGGUGCAAGUCCGUUGCUCAGAGAUUUGGGUAAGAAACCCGUUAAACAGCGAUUAGGUCGACGGGUACCUUUUCCAGGUACAAACACAUCUGCUAUUCCUCCCAAGCAAAGGUUGAAAAGGUUAAAUAACACACAGAACAACCAAAUAAAUAAAAGGAAAUCUCGGAGUAACAUCGCUCAACAACGCCUCAACCUCAUCAGAGCAAGGUCGAACCAGGAUGCCUUAUUAAGACAGAAUGGAGUUAAGAAGUUCAGAUUGCGACGGUUGGUACCCACUGCUCUGACAAGCACACCGAAAAACUUCAAAGUCCAAGUCAGCAACAACAUUGUAUCGGUAGAAAAACAACGGUUCAUGACGAAUGUCAAGAGAUUCAAAUUGUGUUUGGACCCUGAAAUUCAGUUGCAGAUCAAACAACUCCAGGUUAUGUACCAGGGGGAUAGUGUGAAAUUCCCUAUACAGGUCCAGCCAACAACUACGUUAUUGACGAUGAAUCAACGUUUCGCUAUGCUAAGUUAGGGAACUGUAGGAACUACGAUUUUAUUUUCAGUUAACAAAUUUCAAUUUUAUUACUGAUGUUGCGUCGUACAAUGUUAUGAAAGAAGUUAGUUUAUAUGAAUCUUUUAUUUAGGGAGGAGAAUACAAGUUUAUUGGCAAUUGUAAAUGCAUCAAGUAAUAAAAAUCAUUUUCUAUAA
Molecule: messenger RNA, 1058 nt
Organism: Leptinotarsa decemlineata (Colorado potato beetle)
Lineage: Eukaryota; Metazoa; Arthropoda; Insecta; Coleoptera; Chrysomelidae
Source: RefSeq, a predicted model, not a curated record